CUUAAAUGUAAAUAAUAAGAUAAUAUAUAAAUUAUAUUUAUAAAUGAAUUCGGAAAUUAAGAAAAAGGAUUAGAUUAAGGCGGUUUAUUUAAAGAAUUUUUAAUUAGCUUAACGGAAAUAAUUUUCGAUAAAAAUUUUGAAUUAUUUUAAUAAAAUGAAUAAUAUUAAUUAUAUCCAAAUGAAUCAAGUGAAGUUAAUUUUGGGAAAAAUCAUUUAGAAAUAUUUCAUUUUAUAGGAAAUAUACUUGGAAAAGUUAUUUAUUAUAAUCUUUAAAUUGAACCUGUUUUUAGCAUUUUUUUUUUAAGGCAUAUUAUAGGAAAAAAUAAUUCAUUUAAAGAAUUAAAAUAUUAUGAUAAGCAAAUAUAUAAAAAUCUAAAAUAUAUUUACUAAACUUAAAAUAUUUAAGAUUUAUAACUUACAUUUGAAAUUACAAAUCCUAUUAAAUAAUAAAUUGAAUUGUGUUUUAACGGAAAAAAUAUUUAAGUGGAUAAUUAAAAUAAAAAAAAUUUUAUAAAUUUGUUUGCUUAUUAAAAAAUGACAAAAAGUAUUGAAAAUUAAUUAAAUCAUUUUCUUAAUGGAUUUUAUGAAAUAAUUCCAAAAUAAUGGCUUAUGCUAUUUAAUGAACAUGAAAUUUCGGAAAUAAUAUCAGGUUAAAAUAAUAUUAUCAAUAUUUAAGAUUUGAGAAAUAAUACAUAAUAUGAAAAUGGAUAUACCUCUGAAAAUAUUUAUAUUUUAUAGUUUUGGGAAGUUUUAGAAAGUUUGAAAAACAUAUAAAAGUGUCUUUUUAUUAAAUUUGUAACUUCUAAUUCUAAAUAACCAUUAUUUGGAUUUAAAAAUUUAUAACCAAAUUUUAUUAUUUAUAAGGUAAGCAGUUAAAAUAAUUAAAAAUUACCAUUUUCUUAAACAUGUUAUAAUAAAUUAUUUCUACCAUAAUAUUCAAAUGUACAGAUACUAAAAGAUAAAUUAUUAAACGCAAUAUAUGAAGGAUAAUAAAGUUUUUAUCUUAAUUGA
Messenger RNA from Ichthyophthirius multifiliis, 1011 nucleotides. RefSeq names its product ubiquitin- protein ligase, putative. Gene Ontology annotation, molecular function: ubiquitin protein ligase activity. The annotation marks the transcript as partial. The transcript has 2 exons. The record is from RefSeq and is a predicted model, not a curated record. Lineage: Eukaryota; Ciliophora; Oligohymenophorea; Hymenostomatida. Gene Ontology annotation, biological process: protein polyubiquitination; ubiquitin-dependent protein catabolic process.